Messenger RNA from Penicillium cosmopolitanum, 1467 nucleotides. RefSeq names its product general substrate transporter. Gene Ontology annotation, cellular component: membrane. The record is from RefSeq and is a predicted model, not a curated record. Gene Ontology annotation, biological process: carbohydrate transport; transmembrane transport. The transcript has 2 exons. Gene Ontology annotation, molecular function: carbohydrate:proton symporter activity. Bases 1 to 1467 code for a protein of 488 amino acids. Lineage: Eukaryota; Fungi; Ascomycota; Eurotiomycetes; Eurotiales; Aspergillaceae.
AUGGCUGGGAUAAAAAUUUGGUUCAGGAUCCCCCCAAACUAUCUGCUGAGCUGUAUCCUAUGCUCAGCCAAUGGCCUACUUUUCGGAAUGGACACCGGUACUAUCGGUCCUGUGACCGAGAUGGAUUUCUUCAAAGCCGCAUUCGGGGGCACCCAAAGCUCUACGAUACAUGGUCUUAUCGUGUCCUGCAUUUUGAUCCCGGCAGCUCUCUCGUCUUUGUUCGCCGGUUAUGUUGCAGAUCAUGUCGGUCGGCCAAAGAGUAUCUCUAUUGGGACUCUGAUUUUCGGUGCCGGAGCUGCUAUCGAAGCGGGGUCUACUUCGCUCGCUAUGUUCAUCAUUGGCCGCGUUAUCGAAGGUAUUGGAGAGGGCCUUUUUCUUGGAAAUCUUGUCGUCUUUAUCUGUGAAAUCUCUCCAAUCCAGAAAAGAGGAGCUCUGACAACUGGUCCCCAGCUAGCCUGUACCCUCGGAUUGGUUCUGGGAUACUUUGUUAGCUACAUAUGCUCCAGUAUUCGGUCAAGCUUGUCGUGGCGCCUUCCAUGGGUCCUUCUUUCAGCCCUUUCAGUGUUGUUUUCUUUGCUUUCUCUGUGUUUUCUGCCGGAGUCGCCUCAGUGGCUUGGCUUCCAGGGUCGUUCUGCUCAAGCGGAACUCACUUGGGACAGGUUGGGCGUCGCACGUUCAGACCGGGAAAAGGUUGAAACCCAAGCAGAGACGGACUCGGGGGAGAUUUAUCCUGGAUUGAAGAAAAUUGGAAAUGGUGGAACCAUUGACAAGCUUUUGGAUAUAUUUUCCGAAGAUGUUCGGGGCCGUACGGCCCUUGCGGUGUUUUUGAUGGGCAUGCAACAGAUGAGUGGUAUUGAUGGCAUCCUUUACUAUGCCCCGCAACUUUUUCAAAACGCUGGACUUGCCUCUUCAGAAGCAAGUUUCUUGGCUUCUGGUGUUUCGGCUCUUGUUAUUUUCGCUGUGACCAUCCCCGGUUUACUUUAUGCCGACAAGUGGGGCCGACGAAAGAGUAUAAUCUUUGGCGGUAUCGGAAUGGGGAUUCUAAUGUUCUUAAUGGGAGGGCUUUACGCAGAGGGUGCUGUUCACAAAAACACCGGUGUUGGUCGCUGGAUUGUAAUUGUAUCGAUCUAUCUCUUCGCAGCCCUUUACUCUGCGACAUGGGGUAUCACUGCCAAGGUUUAUGCCGCAGAGAUCCAGCCUCAACGAACAAGAGCAUCGGCUACAACCCUGGCUCAUUCGAGCAAUUGGGUAUUCAACUUUACCGUGGCUUUGACUACACCCAUUUUACUUGCGAAGAGCAGCUUUGGAGCUUACUUUUUGUUUGGCGGAUGCUGCGUGAUAACUGUCAUUGUCAGCAUUUUCUACAUGCAUGAAACAAAAGGUCGAAGUUUUCCACAGAUUGAAGAAGCUUUUCUCAAAUCGUCAGACAUAGGUGUUUUCUGGAAGCGCGAAGAAAACAAAGCUUGA